Chrysochloris asiatica (Cape golden mole) is the source of this 2196-nucleotide messenger RNA. RefSeq names its product tubulin tyrosine ligase-like family, member 8 (gene TTLL8). Gene Ontology annotation, biological process: cilium movement; cilium assembly; protein polyglycylation. Gene Ontology annotation, cellular component: cilium. NCBI's taxonomy places the organism in Eukaryota, Metazoa, Chordata, Mammalia, Afrosoricida, Chrysochloridae. Gene Ontology annotation, molecular function: protein-glycine ligase activity, initiating. The transcript has 12 exons. The coding region runs from base 1 to 2196 and encodes 731 amino acids. The record is from RefSeq and is a predicted model, not a curated record.
AUGGAAGAAAAAAAGAUUUUUUCCAUCUAUGGACACUACCCAGUGAUCCGGGCAGCUCUGCGAAGGAAGGGCUGGGUGGAGAAGAAGUUUCACUUUCUGCCCAAGGUCAUUCUGCAUGUGGAAGAUGAAAGUGAAGGGGUGACUGAGAACAAAGGUACUGAAUCCAAAGAGAACUCAGACCUGACUUUUGCCAAAACAGAGGACAUCCAUGAUGUGAUGUCCAGGUUGGUAAAACAUGAAAUGCCAUACUUCCUGUGGACCAUCAAAAGGGACAUUGUAGAUUAUCACAGCCUGAACUGCGACCAGAUGCUCAACCACUACGGGAAGACAGCUUCGUUCACCACCAAGAUCGGACUGUGUGUGAACAUGCGGAGCCUGCCGUGGUACGUCCAGGCCAACCCCGACUCCUUCUUCCCACGCUGUUACGGCUUGUGCACUGAAAUGGAGCAGCAGGAAUUCCUGGAUGACUUCCGGCGUACUGCGGCUUCCAGCAUCCUCAAGUGGGUUGUUAGCCACCAGAACUACAAGAGCAAACCCAAGAACAGGCAGGAGGAGGCCAGCGGCGACACUGACCCCAGCCACAGGAAAGAUACUGAGAACACCGACAUCAAGACGCUCACAGGCCUUUCAGGGCAGCUCAUCGAUACCGCAUGCAAAGUGUGCCAGACCUACCUGGGGCAGGUGAGGCACGAGGACAUCGACAUGUCAGAGGACGCCACCAAGGACCUCACUGAGGAUGAGUGGAAUGAACUGACCCAGCAGUACUACUCCCUUGUCCAUGGCGAUGCCUUCAUCCCCAAUUCCAGAAACUACUUAUCACAGUGCCAGAGUCUGCUGAGCAAAAUCACGUCCAUCAACCCACAGACGGAGAUCGAUGGGCUCCGGAACAUCUGGAUCAUUAAGCCUGCUGCGAAAUCACGUGGCCGAGACAUCGUGUGCAUGGACCGCGUGGAAGACAUCCUGGAGCUGGUGAAUGCAGACCACCUUUCCACUAAGGACAACAAGUGGGUGGCCCAGAAAUACAUCGAGACACCGCUGCUCAUCUAUGACACCAAGUUCGACAUCCGGCAGUGGUUCCUCGUCACCGACUGGAACCCGUUGACCAUCUGGUUCUACAAGGAGAGCUACCUUCGCUUCUCCACGCAGCGCUUCUCCCUGGACAACCUGGACAGUGCCAUCCACUUGUGCAACAACUCCAUCCAGAAGCACCUGAAGAACGCCAAAGACCGCAACCCACUGCUCCCCUGCUACAACAUGUGGACCAGUGCCAAGUUCCAGGAGUACUUGCAGCGCCGGGGCCGUGGCAGCGUGUGGAGCAGCAUCAUCUAUCCAUCCAUGAAGAAAGCCGUCACCAACACCAUGAAGGUGGCCCAGGACCACGUGGAGGCCCGCAAGAACAGCUUUGAGCUCUAUGGUGCGGACUUCAUCCUCAGCCAGGACUUCAAGCCCUGGCUCAUCGAGAUCAACUCCAGUCCCACCAUGCACCCCUCGACACCUGUCACCGCCCAGCUCUGUGCCCAGGUGCAAGAGGACACCAUCAAGGUGGUGCUGGACCGCAAACUUGACCGGAACUGUGACAUCGGCAACUUCGAGCUGCUCUGGAGACAGCCGACCGUGGAGUUGCCACCCUUCAGCGGGUCGGACCUGUGCGUGGAAGGCGUUAGCUUCAAGAAGGCCAAGAAGCAGACCUCUCCCAUGGCCACCCUGCACCUGACCAUGCCGCCCUCAGGUACUCGGCCACUAAAAGGCAGGUGCCCCUCGGCCACUCCAGAGCCGGUACGAGGAUCGCUCCGAACCACGCUGCCGGAGGACUUGAGAGUGAAGGAGGACAAGGUACUUUUCUGCGCCUUUCCUGAGCCGGGGCGGCCGGCCGAGCGGAGCUGCGCGGUGCGGCUCGGGCCCAAGGCCGGCGGGCGGAUCGCACCCCCCGCCUUCCAGCUGCAGUGCGCCGACGGCCAGGCCUCGAGUGCCGCGCCCGCCCGGUCUCCGGAGCCACAAGCAUUAAAGGCGGCCGAGGGCUCCUUCCUUCAGCCGCUCAGAGUGCCAGGGCGGCCCCGGGACCUCGCCGCGCCGUGCCUAGUGUGCCAUGGUUCCUUCCAGCCGGCGAAGGCCUGCAAGCGCUGCCGUUCCUUCUGCGCCGCGGUGCUGCAAGGCGGCUCCUUCGUGAAGCUGGGGGGCGGCCAGGGCGGCCUGUGA